ACUCAUCAGCUCACUCAGUCGAAUGGCGCGCGGCGAGAGGAUGUGCGGACUGCGGCCUAGCUAGUGCUUUGUCGCUUUCAGUGUUGUGUUACUCGUGUCCUAUACUAGUUCAUUGAUAGGUCUGUGCGUAAACAGUGUUCCACCAAAGCGAAACAUACUAGCCAGUUUUUAUUCAUAAAAAUGUGCCAAUAGUAAACUUUACCGUGCGCUUAACCAAAAUGGGUUCGAAAAUCGAAUACGUGGACUCGUCACAUUUGUACGCUACGAACUACGUCCGUAAUUCGAAAGCGAUUGGUGUGCUUUGGGCCAUUUUCACGAUAUGCUACGCGAUUAUAAGCGUUGUUGCGUUCGUGACUCCGGAAUGGAUCGGGGACCUCGAGACGGAGUAUCCGAGGAAGUUCGGCCUGUGGCAAGUUUGUCAGGCGGACGAGGCCGUGGAGGACUGUAAGGGCAAGCUGGACGAGUUCAUGUCGAUUAACGGAUUUGUGUUCAAAGUGGCGACGGUGCUCGUGGGCGCAGCCGUCACACUGGCCUUGUUUACCAUUUGUGCCAUGCUGUUGUUCUUCUUCUGUCAAUCGACGACAGUGUUCCACAUAUGCGGAUGGUUGCAGCUCCUUUCUGCUGCGUGCAUGGUGGCCGGCGUGGCGGUGUUCCCCGCGGGCUGGAGCGAGACCGCCGUGCAGGAGACCUGUGGGCCCACCGCCGACCAGUACAACAUAGGCCGCUGCCACGUGCGCUGGGCGUACCUGCUGGCAGUGAUCGGCUGCCUCGACGGCAUCGUGCUGGCGGCGCUGGCCUUCAUCCUGGCCACCCGCCACGUGCGCCUGCAGCCAGACACUGCCUACCCCUCGCCUUCGCUAUACAAAGGUGAAGUGAACAACGCCUACGUGACGGACGCGACGUCAGUGUCCGGCUCCCGCAAGUCGCUCGCGCUGCAGCCCGUGCUGCUCAUGCACCCGCACCCCCACGCGCCCCUCGACCUGGACACCUACUCCCAUUACUCCGGCAGAACGGCGCGCUCCAAGCACGGCAUCUACGCCAACACCAUGCACAACUACCAGCUGUAAACCACCACGUAGUUUACAACCACUCGGAUAGAUGGCAGUAUUUCAAAACAUCGUAGUUCACAACUGUAUUAAUAGAUGGCGCUACCUCAAGACAAGGUAGUUUACAAACAUAUUGAUAGAUGGCGUUAUCUCAUGAUGUUCCACUUCAAAUGACAACAUAGUUCAUGCCCAUUUAGCAGAUGGCGCUGUUGUAGAAUUUUAAUUUAGUUUUCACAUGGCGUUGUGUGUCACAUAUAAAUUGUUUGGAUUUUGUAAUUUGUUUGAACUACCAAAAUAUUUAACGAAUUUUAUUCUACUGUGUAAUUUAGUUAUAACUUAUAAUAAAUAGAUUGUCAUACCUUUAUUUAACAUUAAUUUUAUCAAAGAAUCUUUAUUGUUCUACGUAGGUUCGUACCUGACCUGAUAAUUUUUAAAUUGUAUAAUUUAGGUACUUAUUAGGUCUUUAUUUUGUAGAGUUUGUAAAUAGAUUUAAUAUUUUUAGUUAAAUAAAGUACAAUAGCACUUAACUAGACGUUAAUAAAUAUAAAAACCAAUUGUACAACGACGUUACUUGUGCCUUGAAUAAGAAUUUAUAUAAUUUUAGUAAAAGGAUUAAAGUUAAGUGAAUUUAUAAAAUUAUGAAUAAAGUAAGUUUUUAUGAAUA
Messenger RNA from Maniola jurtina (meadow brown), 1710 nucleotides. It is a transcript of the gene Tmhs, whose product is annotated as LHFPL tetraspan subfamily member 3 protein. Gene Ontology annotation, cellular component: plasma membrane. Bases 219 to 1067 code for a protein of 282 amino acids. The record is from RefSeq and is a predicted model, not a curated record. The transcript is spliced from 4 exons. Lineage: Eukaryota; Metazoa; Arthropoda; Insecta; Lepidoptera; Nymphalidae. Gene Ontology annotation, biological process: sensory perception of sound.